This is a messenger RNA of Dermacentor silvarum, 1187 nucleotides long. RefSeq names its product gem-associated protein 2 (gene Gem2). The transcript is spliced from 9 exons. NCBI's taxonomy places the organism in Eukaryota, Metazoa, Arthropoda, Arachnida, Ixodida, Ixodidae. Gene Ontology annotation, biological process: spliceosomal snRNP assembly; spliceosomal complex assembly. Gene Ontology annotation, cellular component: nucleus; spliceosomal complex; SMN complex. The record is from RefSeq and is a predicted model, not a curated record. Bases 361 to 1137 code for a protein of 258 amino acids.
AGCCAAGUUGGUUCUUUAUUCUAUGCCUUAGCGGUAUCGGCACAGAGUAACAUAUCUACGUUUCUCUAUGGUAUCUGUGGCAUUGUGGGAUAGGUGGCAUCAUAGCAUGUAGUCUGUUGUGAAUGGUGAAAGCCUUGUGCCGUUGUGCGGUUUGUGCCUCGAUCACAGAUUGCGGGUUUUGCAAACCGACGUGAAACCUGUGCUGUCUGCUGCCUUAAUUAUGCGCAUAUUUUUACACCACCAGAGUCUCAGCGAUGUCAAGUGACACCCGUCGAACCGUAGUGUUCUGUGGUUAAAACCCCGAUAUCUGCAAAACGGCUCAUUCUGCAUCAGUGCCAGCAAACAAAAAUUGCAGAAAACAUGUCAGAAGACGACAAACCCGAGCUUAUGUACCCGGCCUUUCCCGUGGAAGACACUGGGGAAGAAUACGACUUGGAUCUCCCUCCCACAACAGCAAAUGAAUACUUGAGAAGGGUCCAAUUAGAAGCCAGCAACUGUCCCGAUGUUGUUGUGGCAAACUUGGAUACUAGCAAGUUUCUGGCCAAGCAAACUGUAUCAUUUAGUAACUCUAAUGAUUGUCCACCACCCCCAGAGGGUUUCGCGCCUUCACUUGAAUGGCAAAGGAAGCAGGUCUACAACUUCCACAUCGCUAGAGAGAAAAUCGUCAAACGGAAGGCCCUUUUGAAAAGGAAUAAGGAAAAAUGUUCUGUGAAGCUGCCCAGAUUUGAAGAGAGGGAACGAUGGAAGGCAGUUUUUUGUGGCUCUGCAGCACCAAGCAUUCACCCUCUUGUCAGCAUUGUCACUACCAUCCCACAGCAAUCAAUAGAAGCAGUAAUCAGCUACAGUGCACGAUGGAUUGAGGAGGAAGGGUUCUGUGCUAGUAUGAAGGGAAAGUGGCUGUAUGCCCUGCUUGCUUGUGUGGAGAAGCCACUGCACCCAGAUAUGUGCUCCAACAUCCGUGCCUUGGCACGUGCUUGUGCAUCGGCGAGGAGGAAAUUGAGCUCCAAAGAUGACCCGAACCUUACCCCUCUGAACCUCAUCAUAUGCCUUAUCGCUUGCUACUUCAACCAGACAGACUUGGCAGGACAAGUGAAGAAACAAGAAGAAAAGGCUGCAUCCAAGACACCAACACACUAGGAACAUCCAUCAUGUUUUAAUUUUCGUUUAAAUAAAUAUGCAUGAAAAUA